AUGGACGACGGGGACCUGGACUUCUCCAUGGGCAGCUACUUGGACGACGUCCUCGGGGGCACAGCGGAGCACCUCGCGUGCUGCACCCACACCCACACCUGCAACCCGCCGGCAUACGACCUCCCCCACACCCACACCUGCCUCCACGUCCACUCCAAGUUGGCCGCCUCCGCCUCCUUCGACGCCGCCGCCGACUCCCACGCCGAGCCUGAGGACGCCCACGCCACCUCCCGGAGCAAGAAACGCCGCCCGUCGGGCAACCGGGCAGCCGUGCGCAAGUACCGCGAGAAGAAGAAGGAGCACACGGCGGUGCUGCAAGAGGAGGCGGCCCGUCUCAGGGCCCUCAACGAGCAGCUGGUGAGAAAGCACUAG
This is a messenger RNA of Aegilops tauschii subsp. strangulata, 372 nucleotides long. RefSeq names its product basic leucine zipper 19-like. The record is from RefSeq and is a predicted model, not a curated record. Gene Ontology annotation, biological process: regulation of transcription by RNA polymerase II; DNA-templated transcription. Gene Ontology annotation, molecular function: RNA polymerase II cis-regulatory region sequence-specific DNA binding; DNA-binding transcription factor activity, RNA polymerase II-specific. Lineage: Eukaryota; Viridiplantae; Streptophyta; Magnoliopsida; Poales; Poaceae.